AUGCGGCGUCUCAAAAUGGUCUUCAGGUCUGGGUCUGAGACACCUAACCCUGCUUCAUCUCGUGCUGUCUGGCCACGACGGCGCCAAGGGUCUGAGGAAGACCCAUUGAAAUCUCAACCAGAAGCCGCUUCGAGUGAAUUACAACAUGGUGAGCCGACAACCGAAGCAAGACCCAACACUGCCCAUAAGCCAUCCUCCUCGGCCGGAGUAGCUCUCGUUGACGAUACCGAAACUGGGUCGAAUGCUCAACAAGCCCACGACACUGGCAAACUUCCUCGAUCCAAGAAUGGCACUAGGCGUCUGAAGAGAAUGGUUGCUCGCUUGCGUGGCAGCUUAUCUCAAGACGAUGAUCCCAUCACGGAUACACAGCCUCAACCCGCGCAAGAGAGGACCUGCACAGAGAGACCGAGCUCCAUACCUUUGUCCUCCAAUCCCAUUGAGCCCGAUGCUGCCGGGAAGUCGUCCACAGCCGUUGGCAAGUCUGUCAGGUUCAAUGACCCCAAACAAAGGCGAAAGGGCAGCGGUCAGGCGAUUCAUUCUAAGGAGUCCAGCCAGACCGAGGACAACGCCUGCCGUGACCCGGCCCAGCGCAUCACGAUGCCUUUUCAGGAGGAACCUUUCGAGGAGUGGGGAUGGCCGGGACUGAUGCUGUAUUACCCGGAUAGUGGCAGCAAUGCCCAAACUCAUACCCCCGAGGCUUCGGAUCCGUUCUCGGAUGGGAAGGCCACCGACGUCAGACCAGUAAAUCCGGGAUCUUCGAGGCAUAGUGCAGGCACGAGCCGAGAGGAAUCAUCUCGGGCUUCUGAAGGGACGCUGGAGCCUAUCGCCGAGACUGAUUUCGACACACUUGAACCAGUUAUCGAGCCAGUUGUCGCAUCAGCCGAGCCCGAACAUGCGAAUUCUCAGAGAGCAUGUUCGGCCACCAGCCAAGCAAGUCAAGUAAGUUGGAGUAGCACACUUGACGGGCCCAAGGCGACCUCAGCCUUCAACCAGAUGACAUCUCAGUUGGGCAUCCCAAUUACCAUUCCAAGUGAUGAUACUCCAUGUCUUCCAGUAGAGGGAGAUCCUGCCACCGAGGAACAGGGCCCGAGUCGUCGUGGAUUCGGGUUGUUGGGGAAAGUUCGCAAGGUGCGAUCCAGUUUGGAUGCCGACACAACCCCUUUGGCACCCCCUCCAAAGCUACGACGAAUGAAAACAUUCGCAAAUCUGCGCCGUCCCACUCCGAUGACUUCGUUGCAAGGAAGAUCGAUCGAGACUUUGGCCCGUCUGGGAGGACAUGGCUAUCUUAUGCUGACGGACUUGGCCCCCAGUCCUGUGCAGCUGCCGGCGUAUCUUGUGGCAACGCUGAUGUUUCUGCACAAAUAUGGUCUGGACACUCCCGAGAUCUUCAUCCAGCCCGGCGAUCUGAAGGCCGCGAUUCGCUUGUAUGACCACUUUGCUAGCCAGGUGCUAGCGGCGGAGAAAGAUGAGGCCAAGAUUUCCCUUACCAUGCGGGUGGUUGCCAUGCCCCCGCUCCGUGAAGAUUCGGCGCCGGUAUUAAGUGUGGCCUGGGCCUUAAAGGCCGUCCUGGCGGGGCUUCCCAACGGGAUCCUCGGGAGUGUCCGACUCUACCAAGUUUUGCGGGCAAUGUACUAUCACUCCAUCCCCAAUCACCCCCAUCAACUCCGUGUGCCCGACUGCCUCUCCGAGGCGAGCCCAACGACUGCCGCCCGAGUGCAACUUAUGUGUCUGGCGCUCAUUGCCCUUGCUCAUGAGAUGCAGCGCGAUCUGAUCUGUGCGGUCUUUGGGCUACUGUCCAUGCUGGUGAAUGCGGCGACCACGGUCCCGGACCAACCCGGGAUGGAGCUCCGUGAUUCAGUGGCGAAUCCGAACUUCCACGAGUUGGCGCGGGUGGUUGGACCACUCCUCCUAGGGCCCAGACAAGAGACCCGAGAAGCCUCGCUCGAGGUGGAAAAGGAGGUUGAUGAUCAACGCGUGGCAGGUUUAUUGCUUAAUAAUUGGCACUUUAUGCACCGACAAUUGCAACACUGGACAAGUCGACGCUUUGUGGUGGGGUAG
Molecule: messenger RNA, 2058 nt
Organism: Penicillium digitatum Pd1
Lineage: Eukaryota; Fungi; Ascomycota; Eurotiomycetes; Eurotiales; Aspergillaceae
Biological process (GO): signal transduction
Source: RefSeq, a predicted model, not a curated record